Messenger RNA from Lotus japonicus, 861 nucleotides. RefSeq lists its product as uncharacterized. Gene Ontology annotation, biological process: DNA repair; telomere maintenance. The transcript has 2 exons. Gene Ontology annotation, molecular function: DNA helicase activity. Bases 1 to 861 code for a protein of 286 amino acids. The record is from RefSeq and is a predicted model, not a curated record. Lineage: Eukaryota; Viridiplantae; Streptophyta; Magnoliopsida; Fabales; Fabaceae.
AUGAGAAAAGAAUAUGAAAGCAACAUGGACAAGCCAUUUGGCGGUAAGGUUGUAGUUCUUAGUGGUGACUUCAAACAAAUUCUAUCGGUCAUUCCAAAAGGGGGAAGACAAGACAUCGUAUCGGCUGCGGUUAAUUCUUCUGAUCUUUGGAAACAUUGUGAAAAUCCUCUUCUCGAUCUGGUUGAUUUCACAUUUCCCAAUUUGGUGCAGAAUAUGAAGAUUGACAAGUUUUUGGAGGAACGAUGCAUAUUGUGCCCUACCUUGGAAUCUGUUGAGAAUGUUAAUGAUUUCAUCCUUGAAUUUCUUCCAGGUGAUAUUGAUGAGGACACCGAAAACGAGUCAAAGUGGUUUACUAUUGAGUUCUUAAAUGAUAUUACAUGCUCUGGAAUACCGAAUCACAAAAUAACAUUGAAGGUAGGUGCUCCGAUAAUGCUUUUAAGAAAUAUAGAUCAAGCAGCCGAUUUAUGCAAUGAGACGCGACUAAUUGUGUCUGAUCUUGAAACAAAUGUUACACGUGUCACUGUACUAACACGAACUAACAAUGGAGAUGACAUUUUCAUUCCAAGAAAGGACAUGGUGCCAUCUGACUUAGGUUACCUGUUUAAGUUUGAAAGACGUCAAUUUUCGAUCAGUCUGUGUUUUGCAAUGACUAUAAAUAAAAGUAAAGGCCAGUCAUUGUCUCAUAUUGGCUUAUACCUUUUUCACCCGGUCUUCACACAUAGUCAAUUUUAUGUAGCUCUCUCAAGUGUAAGGUUAAGAAAUGAACUCAAAUUAUUAGUUAUGGAUGCAGAAGGAAAGGUGACAAACAAAACAAAGACUAUGGUUUACAAAAAAAUGUCUGACAAUAUAUGGGAUUUGUAA